UUUUACUUGCGCGUGGCUAGACCAUGUAUUUGUUAGAUCAUGAGAAAAAUGAGAAGUUUGAUUGAUUAAUAGUGAACACUGAUUUUUUAUUUUUAAAUAUUGAGUUAACGUCAGAUAUGGAGGAAAACGGAAUUCUGAACGAGCAUGAAGAAAAUACAGAGAAGGUCACUUGGCAAGAUUUGGGAAUAGUGGAUUCUCUCUGUGAAGCAUGUGUCGAGUUGAAAUGGGAGCAUCCUACGAAAAUCCAGCGCGAAGCUAUUCCUCUUACAAUUCAAGGCAAGGAUAUAAUAGGUUUAGCUGAAACAGGAUCUGGUAAAACUGCAGCAUUCGCGCUUCCAAUUCUGCAGUCUCUUUUGGAAACCCCUCAAAGAUAUUUUGCAUUAGUCCUAACACCAACUAGAGAAUUGGCAUUUCAAAUUUCUGAACAAUUUGAAGCUUUGGGAGCCAGUAUUGGAAUAAAAUGUGCCGUGAUAGUGGGAGGAAUGGACAUGGUUUCGCAAGCGUUGCUAUUGGCUAAAAAACCUCAUAUCAUUAUUGCCACUCCGGGUCGUUUAGUUGAUCAUUUGGAAAACACUAAAGGAUUCAACUUGCGUUCACUCAAGUUUUUAGUGAUGGAUGAAGCAGAUCGAAUACUUAAUAUGGAUUUUGAAGUAGAAGUUGACAAGAUUCUAAGGGUUAUUCCCAAGGAUAGGAGAACACUUUUGUUUUCUGCAACAAUGACAAAGAAAGUUAACAAAUUACAAAGAGCGUCUCUGAAGAAUCCUGUAAAAGUCGAAGUUUCUACCAAGUAUCAAACCGUGGAGAAGUUGCAACAAUAUUAUAUAUUUAUUCCUGUUAAGUUUAAGGACAUUUACCUCGUUCACAUUCUCAACGACUUGGCAGGAAAUAGUUUCAUGGUGUUCUGCUCUACUUGUAAUAAUACAAUGAGAACUGCGUUACUCCUGCGAAAUUUGGGAUUUACUGCAGUACCUUUACAUGGCCAGAUGUCUCAGAAUAAAAGAAUAGCCGCUCUUACUAAAUUUAAAGCAAAGAAUAGAUCAGUUCUGAUUUCAACAGACGUUGCUAGCAGAGGUUUAGAUAUUCCUCAUGUGGACAUUGUGAUUAAUUUCGACAUUCCCACUCACAGUAAAGAUUACAUACACAGAGUCGGUAGAACUGCUCGAGCAGGACGUUCAGGGCGUUCUAUUACAUUCGUGACUCAGUAUGAUGUGGAAUUAUACCAACGAAUAGAGCAGCUAAUUUCAAAACAACUUCCUCUCUUCUCUACCGAAGAGGACGAAGUAAUGUCGCUUCAGGAAAGAGUAGCAGAAGCACAGCGAAUAGUGAAAACGCAACUGAAAGAUAUGGAAGAGAGUAAAAAGGGCGGAAAGAGGAAGAAGAACCAAGAUGAUGACGAGGAUGACGAUACAGAACAAUCAUUCGGAGUCAGGAAGCGGUUGAAAGGUAAUAAAGGAAACGGAUUUGGAAAAGGUAAAAAGAGUUGAAAAUGUAAUGACGGUAUUAAUUAAAAUAUCGUUUAGCACAAAUCAGUGUCAUUUAGAGAAUCACCAAUCAUCUUAUCAUGAAAAAUAUGCAAUUCCUUGCAUACUAUAUUUGUAAAUUGUUCUUUAACUCUUUAUUUCCAAUAAAUACAAAUCACACAAAAUGUCUCUAAAA
Molecule: messenger RNA, 1656 nt
Organism: Belonocnema kinseyi
Lineage: Eukaryota; Metazoa; Arthropoda; Insecta; Hymenoptera; Cynipidae
Gene: pths
Product: probable ATP-dependent RNA helicase DDX47
Exons: 8
Coding region: 117-1484 (455 amino acids)
Molecular function (GO): RNA helicase activity; nucleic acid binding; ATP binding
Source: RefSeq, a predicted model, not a curated record